This is a messenger RNA of Linum trigynum, 3642 nucleotides long. Lineage: Eukaryota; Viridiplantae; Streptophyta; Magnoliopsida; Malpighiales; Linaceae. The record is from the annotation of a GenBank genome assembly.
UAAUAAUAUAUUUGACAAAAAAUAAAUCAUUAAUGGUGUAGUAUGAAUGUAUGAUACACUUUCCAAAUAUAACAAAAAUCUGAUUUUUUUAGUAAGCUAAUAAUAUAUUUGAAAAAAAAAGAUAUAGUAUUAAUUAUGAUUUUGGUAUACAUUUUUUCUAACAUAGGUAGUAAAAUAAGGUAUAGAUAUGUUAUGGUAUUAAAUACGUACAUAUUUCAUAUAACAUGUUUGGACUGAGAAAAGGUAAUAUCCAAAUGUAUGCAAUGUUUACAAUCCAUGAGAUGAGAUGAUGAUGAUGUAAAAUGCGUAAAAUGUAAUAAGGAGGAAUAUAACUGAAAAUAUACCUUGUAACUAUGUUGAAGUCUAAUUCCUUUCUCUUCUCUUACUUUUUCCCCUGCAUAAUUGCGUUUCAGAAUUAAUGAUUAUUUUUGUGUAAUUGCCCCUUAGUAUUAACAAGAAUACAGCCAAAUUUGAGAAAUUAUUUUCCCAUAAUUAAUAAUGAUUGAGUUUGCAGAAAGAAAGAAUGAGAAUUGUUCACUUGAGCAUUUUGUAUUUCAAUCUUGAAAUUCAACUGAAGCGCAUGUAUACAACUAUACAGGCAGUGCGAUGUGAUUACAGUGUUGAUCAACGCCUAUUGAAUGGGAAAACAGAAGGUUCCAUUUCAAAUUUGUCACUCAUCUACUAUAUAUAUAAAGCAGAUUCAUAACUCACUUUUUGUCCAUUUUGAAUUUCUGGCUCUAAGAGUGAAUUACGGUAGGUUAUAUUCGUCAUUAAACUCCCAAUUAAUGAAGUUGUGCGAUGUGAUUACAGUGUUGAUCAACACCUGCUGACUGGGUAAGAAAGGUGGUCUGGUUUUUAAGAUUGACCUCGAGAAGGCGUAUGACAGGUUGAGAUGGGAUUUCCUGCGGGAUACGCUUAUGGAAGUUGGGCUAUCCAGUAGCUGGAUUAGCUGCAUCAUGUAUUGCGUCGAGCAUAACCGGGUGAGGAUUAGAUGGAAUGGCGAGCUUUCCCAGCCAUUCACACCGUCUCGAGGAGUGCGACAGGGAGACCCUCUUUCUCCCUAUCUUUUUGUCCUUUGUAUGGAAAGAUUAUCCCAUAAGAUUGAUGAGGCGGUUGCUAGCGGACAAUGGAAAGCCGUCAGGCUGACCAGUUCCGGCCCGCCACUGACUCAUCUCUUUUUUGCAGAUGAUUUACUUCUUUUUGCAGAGGUUGAAAGCCGCCAAAUCCGAGUCAUUAAACAGAUCCUGGAGGACUUUUGCUACAGCUCUGGUCAACGAGUGAACUUCAGCAAGUCGAUUUUAUAUGUCUCCCCCAACAUCCCCCGGCGGAAAGCAGAGCUUCUUAGCACGCGUGCAGGGAUCCCCCUCAAGGCGGCUUUGGGAAGAUACCUCGGGAUUCAGGCUAUCCAUGAACGGGUUACUAAGGGGCGGUACCAGUCACUUCUGCUGCGUAUCCAAAAGAAGAUGGCUCCCUGGAAGGCUAAACGCCUUUCUUUCGCCGCCCGACUCACGGUGGCAAAAUCGGUGACUGCUUCUCUCCCUGUUUAUAAUAUGCAUACAGAGUUGAUCCCGAGUGGUGUGUGCAGGUCAAUUGACAAGAUCAGCAGAGACUUUAUCUGGGGAGAUGAAGAGGAGAAAGCUAAGAUGCAUCUCGUGGCUUGGGAAACUUUAACUAAGCCGAAGGACUAUGGAGGUGUAGGACUAAGACAGACUAGACAAGCCAAUAUUGCUAUGCUCGCUAAAGGUUGUUGGCGGAUGCUUCAGGAGAAGGAGAGCCUUUGGUCCCGUAUCCUCUACUCGAAGUAUGGUGGGAAGCGACAGGGUUUGGACAUCUUCCGCAAGAGUCAGGGAAGUUCCUUCACCUGGAAUAGCUUAUUGAAAGCUGCGGACCUUUUUAAGAAAGGUUGUGCUUGGAAUAUUAAGAAUGGGAGACGGACUAAAUUCUGGUUGGAUCCGUGGAUUUUGCAGGUACCACUUAAAGAGGAAGCCAAUGGAGUUAUUCCGGGAGACAUGGAGACGGCGACUGUCGCCGAUUUUGUCAGUGAUGAAGGCACCUGGAGGACCGAGCUGUUCACUGAUCUCUUGCCCCCAGAAAUCAGCAAUAAAGUCCUGAGUACGGCGGUGGACACCCUCUCGCAAGUUGAGGACUCUCUGUUUUGGCACGAAUCCACUGAUGGUCGCUUCACUACAAAGUCGGCUUAUACGUUGUUGACCAGGCAGGAUGAACAGGUACACGAUGGAAUCUGGAAGGUUGUUUGGAGGCUGGCAGUGCCGGAACGGAUCCGGGGUUUCGUUUGGCUGUCUUUGCAGGGGAGGAUCACCACCAACGCCAUGCGGUUUGAAAGGAAAGUUGCGGAUUCGCCUUGCUGCAUCCGGUGCAUUGGGCAACCUGAAACCAUAGUCCAUUUAUUGAGAGAUUGCCCUCCAGCAAUGUACUUUUGGAGCAGAGUUGUCCCACAGCAGAAUCAGGUCCUGUUCUUCUCGACAAAUCAGAAGGACUGGCUGCGCAGUAAUCUAUUGAGCAAAGAGGUCACGUCUUCGGGCAUUGAUUGGGCGUCCUUCUUUAGCAUGUCUAUCUGGCUGAUUUGGAAGAAUCGAACGGUGGCUUCGUUCAAGGGAGUUGGGGCAGCCUUGACAGCUCCAUCCCUCACCCAUUCGAUUCUUGUCAAGAGCAAGUUGUGGAAUGAUUCUUGGCAUGCUCCGAGCCUGUUGUUGAACCAUAGGAUGCAGCGGGGUGAUCGUGUGACUGUGAGUAUCGGGUGGAACCCCCCGUCGGAGGGUUGGGUUAUGCUGAACACCGAUGGGGCUUCGAACGGCAACCCAGGGCCGGCCGGAGCUGGGGGCAGUGUGCGCGAUCAUCUGGGGAGAUGGCUGGGUGGUUUUGUGGCGAAUAUUGGCACAGCAACGGCGGCUGCUGCAGAGUUGUGGGCCAUUUACUAUGGCCUUGAGAUGACUUGGAAACUCGGCUUUCGGAUGGUGAGGGUGGCAUCGGAUUCACAGCUUGCCAUUCAUUUGAUCCAGAACCGACAUGAUCCUAUCCACCCUUAUGCUACUUUGUUGGGUCUUAUUCGCAGGAAACUCAGUCAGGAUUGGUUGGUUAGCCUUUCUCAUACAUACCGCGAAGGGAAUAGAGUCGCGGACUGGCUCUCGAAGCACAGUCUCGUCUAUCCCUACGGGUUGCAUGAGUUGGCAAACCCGCCUCCUAGUGUUAUCCCUUUGAUCCGGGAGGACGAGAUGGGUACUACCUUUGAGCGCCGUGUUGUGGCGAGCUCUUCUUCCUCUGCCUAUUCCCCCUUGUAAUCUUCUUCUUGGCUUUGGCCUCCGAUUAAUGCAAAAAAAAAACACCUGCUGACUGGGAAAACUGAAGGUCCCAAUUCAAAUUUGUCGCUCACAGGCAUAGAGACAUUUUCAAGUACAAUUAUAGUGAUCCAUUUCAAUUCUCAUUGUCAAAUUUGUCGCUCUUCCUGUCUUUGUGAGUUUGGUGGUUAAUACACUAUGCGUAUUUUAAUUACAUUGGAUGGCCUCUAUGGAUAUGUUGUUACUAUAGGGAAAGAUAAAUCCAUCUUUUACCACCAAAAAGAUGAUUAGCAACGAUUUGGAGUGUGGCGUACUCUCUAAUAAUGUAUAAACAAUUUAUAAGAUU